CCUCCCACAUCACGUGUCCACACACACACGCUGCGGGGCGGAGAUCGGACACACUGCUCAGCGUUUUAAAAGCGGCUAUUGUAGCGUUCGGAACUUUAUUCCCCCAGCACCAUUUGGGGACACAGAGGCAAGACGGGCAGCAUCUGGAGUCCAUUUAUUUCCGACGUUUUUUCCAGUUAUCUACACAGCAACUGCGUGCUGGAAGCAAUAGAGUGUGAGCUACAUUAAUAGUGUGGCCCUGUCACUUCCGGAGUCCUUCUUUCAUUCAGUGGCGUACGUUUUAAAAUCUCCCAGUGUGAAUGGAAUGUAAAGUCUAGCCUUUAGUAGACGAGAAGCCUGAGACAUCUUCCACAAAAUAUCCCCUUCAUGUGGGGCAUUGGAUGGAUUAUUUAAACCUAAAUGCUUAAACCAAAUAGAAAUUCCCCUGAGAGAUGAUGGACACAACUGUUCCCCUCUAAAAAAGACACCAAACCAAAGAAUACAAAAAUUACUUUUGUUUUUUGCAUAAUUUCCAUCUUUAUUUAAAUAAAGAAAACGUAUUAGUUAUAAAUUAGUAUUAUUUUCAGCUCUAUCUGUAAACAUUUAAACAUGGCUGCAUCAAUGGAGAUAGCAGACAUUGCAGUUGUUGCACUUUAUUUUAUCCUUGUGCUUGGCAUUGGCUUUUUUGCCAUGUGGAAGGCCAACCGCAGCAGUGUAAGUGGGUACUUCCUGGCUGGUCGAUCUAUGACUUGGCCGGUGAUUGGAGCAUCACUGUUCGUCAGCAACAUCGGCAGCGAGCACUUUAUCGGCCUAGCUGGCUCAGGGGCAGCAAGUGGUUUUGCUGUAGGUGCCUGGGAGUUCAAUGCCAUCCUUCUCCUUCAGCUUCUGGGCUGGGUGUUCAUCCCAGUCUAUAUCUACUCUGGGGUGUAUACCAUGCCAGAAUACCUCUCAAAGCGCUAUGGAGGAAAACGGCUAAAGGUUUACCUUGCUAGUCUUUCCCUUUUGCUAUACAUCUUCACCAAACUGUCAGUGGACUUGUAUGCAGGUGCUCUGUUCAUCCAGGAGUCGUUAGGCUGGAAUCUCUACCUGUCAAUUAUCCUGCUCAUUGCCAUGACAGCACUGCUGACAGUAACAGGUGGCCUGGUUGCUGUUAUCUACACUGACACUAUUCAAGCCAUACUUAUGAUCAGUGGAGCUUUGAGCCUUACAGCCAUCAGCCUGAUAAAGGUGGGUGGACUGGAUGGUGUUAGAGAGAAAUACAUGCAUGCUGUUCCAAAUGUCACUGCCAUUCUUGCCAGGCACAACCAUAGUUUUGAGCACACCAAUUCCUGUCACAUCCACCCAAAGCCAGAUUCCCUCAAGCUCCUCCGAGGGCCCCUUGAUGAGGAUAUCCCUUGGCCUGGGUUCAUAUUAGGUCAGACUCCAGCAUCCAUCUGGUACUGGUGUGCUGACCAGGUCAUAGUGCAAAGGGUACUUGCAGCUAAGAACAUUGCCCAUGCAAAGGGCUCCACCCUAAUGGCAGGCAUACUGAAAAUUCUUCCCAUGUUCCUCAUCGUUAUUCCAGGAAUGAUCUCCAGAAUAAUGUUUGCAGAUGAGCUGGCAUGUAUUGGGCCUGAGCACUGCAUGGCAGUGUGCCACAGCCAGGCUGGCUGCUCUAACAUUGCCUACCCUCGACUCGUCAUGACCAUAAUGCCAGUGGGUUUGCGUGGACUUAUGAUGGCUGUUAUGAUUGCUGCACUCAUGAGUGACUUGGACUCUAUCUUCAAUAGUGCCAGCACCAUUUUCACCCUGGACAUCUAUAAGAUGAUCCGCAAGUGUGCCUCCUCCCGAGAGCUGGUUAUCGUGGGCCGAGUGUUUGUGAUCAUCAUGGUAGGCGUCAGCAUUGCUUGGGUGCCAGUUAUCAUUGAGAUGCAAGGUGGCCAGAUGUACUUGUACAUCCAAGAAAUGGCAGGAUACCUUACACCCCCCAUUGCUGCUCUCUUUCUGCUUGGCAUCUUCUGGAAGCGCUGCAAUGAGACAGGUGCCUUCUGGGGUGGCAUGACUGGCUUUGUUCUGGGUACUACACGUCUUAUCCUGGGUUUUAUCUAUCGUGAGCCCCGCUGCGAUCAACCGGAUGAGCGACCAGCCUUCAUCACUCAUGUCCACUAUAUGUACAUAGCUGCUGGACUGUUCUGGAUCUCAGGCCUGGUAGCUGUGGUGGUCAGUCUUUGUACUCCUCCUCCAAACAAGGAGAAGAUUGCGCGCACAACUGUGUGGGGACUACGUAAUAUGGAAAAGCUACCGGUGACUGAUCGGAAGGAGAUGUACAAGCUAGCCAAUAAGAGUUCUGCUCACUGCAAUGGUAAUGGCACCUGCCAGAAAGACCUGCCUCUGGAUGUCCACAAAGAACAAUGUCUUGAUGGAGCUGAUAUUAAACUCCUCAUGCCUUGCCCUAGUGACCAGGAUCCUACAACGCCCAGCACAGAGGCACCAACGCCUAUGGAGACAUGCAGCAACGGGCACACAGAGUUUGCGGCGCAGAACGAUGAAGGCAACAGCAAGUUGGGGGCAUUCUUGUGCUUAUUUGGUUGGCUUUGUAAAUAUAAGGAAGAGACAGCAGCAUCAGCACCAAAAGUCAUUGAAGAAGAUGAACGUGUCGUUCAGGAGAUGCUUUAUGAGCCCCCUAAAAUCAAGCUUUUGCUAAACGUCUGUUUGGUAGUAGUCUGUUCUGUUGGCGUCAUCAUGUUUGUCUACUUUUCUCUGUAACAUGGUGAUCUUUUACUCAUUGGACAUAUGUAUGAUCUAUUUAUUGCUACAAAAGCUAUCUGGGUUAUGUAAAAAAAUACGCAAAUUUCUUUUAACUUUGAUAAGAGGAGCUUUCUUUUUGUCUGUUCCAUUGACUUCAAUCAAAUCACCAAGUGUGAAUAUGUUCCAACCAAAAGCACUACUGAUACAGUGGACAUUCUUAUAUUAUGUAAUACCUGUAAAAUUUGUGAAUUCUGCCUUAUUUAUUGUAAGCAUUCCCUUAUCCUAUCAUCAGCCAUGCUGGGGGUGACUGCUGUCUUUUGCAUAUGCAUUUAUAAUUGUUGUUUAUCCAUUAAGGCGUAUACUAUUUUUUAAAAACUACGGAAGUAGUACAUUUGCCACCUAUGUUGUGUAAUUAGUUCAAAUGCUGAAACAUUAGUAAAUGUUACAAGAUGUAAAUUGAAUUAAUGUUUCCUAGAUUUGGGCCAUCCAGGGGUAAAGAGGGAACUCAACAUGUGUUUUACGUACAACUAUGCUUUUUCUGUGCUGUCGUAAGUAUUGUGAAAUUUGCCUAAACAUAACUAUCUUUAAGUGCUACUGUGUGUUCAGUCAUUGUACCUCUAGUGGGCUCCUUUUAAUUGCUUAUAUCACAUAAAUCAUAAACCUCUAAAAGCAAUGUUUAGUGCACAUAUGUACAGAAAUGUAUUAUUCACCACCAAAAUGCCUUCUUUUCAAAUAGAAAUCCCCAAUUUGGGGAUUUAUCAAAGUCAUGGGUGAAAUUCUGUUGACUAGUGUCUCAAAGCUUUCAUCACUGAAACAUGAACCAUACAAGCACAGCUUGCUUUCCUUUGGAUGGCAAAUGACUGACCAUCACAGGAUGAACACCAGCUAGAAACAUCUGCUUAAAUCAGAGUGACGUUUCAAUCGGAGUAUAUGUGAAAGCAUAUCACUUAUCCCAUGUCAGGUCAACUAAGCUUGGGAUGUUCAAUUUUGAUUGCUGUGCAAAAUAUUUAGUUCUUCUAUAGGAAGAAUUUCAUUCUGUGGUUGUUGUGGGAACAGACAUUGUCUGUUAUACUGAUUUUCAGUACCGUACAUUGUUUUGUAAAAGAGGAAAAUGUUGGUUGUUUUAGGUAAAUGCAGAUUUGUAUUGAAGGGUAUUUUACCAGAGAUGACUGUUUUGAAGUCAGAAAUUAGUAUAUCGCUGGUUAAAGCCUUGCUGAUAUACUGCUCUUCAGGUUGUGUCGAGUCAAGUUUCAAAUUUUACCAGAAACACUAUAAAUUAGUAUUGUGUCUGCUGAGUAAACAUACUAUAGUUGGAAUAGACAAUAAACACCAUGUCAUAAGUUGGUGCUAGAAAUGAGUAGGAUUCUAGUCUGAUUACAGAUUGAGUUAUGAAGCCUUUCUUGGUAUAUCCCCCUCAGUUGGGUUUUAUUAAUUAAAAGGUCUGCUAUGUUAGCUGGCACUGAUACACGUCUGGAAACAGGCACAACUGGAUUAGUUAAGAUUUGGGAUUUUUUUUCCUCAUUUUCUGGUCCAGCAGAAACAAGUAAUGUGAAUGAAUAACAAAAUAAAAAUAAACUUUGGAUUUUUCUGUUUGUGGUUUUAUUUUGCAGUGAACGGGUUAAUAAACUGGGCAGUUACAUGUUCAUAAAUAACCUGCUCAAGCUGCCCUUACUUCUUUUAUUGGUUAGUCUGGCAAUUUAAUUGUUAAUAUUUUCAAUUCAGCUUAGUGAAUUUUGGCCCAGAGUCAGACAUCUGCUUCUUCUCUCUCUUUUAAGAUGUCUGUGCUUCAGAAAUCCUGAAAACAAAUGUAAAUGCAAUGAUUAGCAAAUCUAUAUUUCCAGUUAGUGCUUUGGAUAUAACUGGCCCAUAUCCUGUUUUAAUCAUUACAUGUAUCCUUGUUAUAGUUUAGGGAGCUGAGCAUAUAUUUUUAAAUACUUUUAGUAAGGACUAUUUCGUAAUUUUCCUCUCAUAAUAGUUUUGUACAUAACAUUUAAAAUUGUGAUUAUUCUGUUGAAUAUGGAAUGGGUUUCCAUUAUGUUCCAAUGUAAGUUCAAUUACUAUUUAUGUAUGUUUUCGGGUAUUAUUCAAAAUGCCUUUUCAAUUUGCGUAAUGAAAUAAGAGAAGAGGAAAAAAAUAGACUCAGUCUAUCCUAAGCUUCAGAUUUGAUGUCAUAUUGGCAUGUUUCAGUGAUAGAAAUAACAACAUUUAAAAUUUCCCAGAUUACAUUGGGUUCAAUGUUCAGCUUGGUAUUGAAUGAGAUACUGUUUUGAUUAAGUCUAGUAUUUGAAUGUGUUCAGGCCUGAUAGGUCCAAAAUGAUGGAAAGGCAAAAUGAUGGUGGAGCACACCCACUUCUCAUGAAGGAAAACUGCACAGCAUUGUAAAGUUCUGUAUACAUUAGAAAAUCCUUGGUUCUUGACAUGGUCUAAACUGUGCUAGUCAAUUUUUAUACAGUGUACUCAUUGGUUCUUCCAGUGCCACCCCCUAAAUUCAAUGUGGCAGUUAGUACUUUAAUUCUCAGUUGUUGUGUUCCCAUUUUUAAUGACAAAAGCACUGCAAUUUGUUUGGGAUUUUUUUUCACCGAGUGACCUCAGUGAAUAUUUAUUAAACUCUCCUUACCAACUGUGUGUUACUUUAAAACUGUUCAUCCUCAAACUCAGAGUCAUGAACAAGCAUACCAAUGUGUAUAAACAAUACAUGUAGCUUUUCCAAAAUGAUCAGGCUAAACGGACCUUCUGAUUUCAUUUCUAAAGACCUCCAUGUUUUGCUGCAACCUGCAGUCAGAGAAAAUGUUGGAUGUAUACUUAGCUUGAAAUAGCUUGAUAUGUUAAUUGCUUCUCAGCUUAGUUGUAAAUGAACAGAUUUAACUAUUUGCUACUUUUGAAUUUUUUAUGACAAAAUAAAGACAAACUUGUUUUAGCAGAA
Messenger RNA from Neoarius graeffei (lesser salmon catfish), 5629 nucleotides. RefSeq names its product solute carrier family 5 member 3b (gene slc5a3b). The record is from RefSeq and is a predicted model, not a curated record. Gene Ontology annotation, cellular component: plasma membrane. Gene Ontology annotation, molecular function: D-glucose:sodium symporter activity. Bases 589 to 2724 code for a protein of 711 amino acids. Gene Ontology annotation, biological process: transmembrane transport; myo-inositol transport; inositol metabolic process. The transcript is spliced from 2 exons. Lineage: Eukaryota; Metazoa; Chordata; Actinopteri; Siluriformes; Ariidae.